Malassezia restricta is the source of this 1449-nucleotide messenger RNA. Its product is annotated as dihydrofolate synthase. The coding region runs from base 1 to 1449 and encodes 482 amino acids. NCBI's taxonomy places the organism in Eukaryota, Fungi, Basidiomycota, Malasseziomycetes, Malasseziales, Malasseziaceae. The record is from RefSeq and is a predicted model, not a curated record. The transcript has a single exon. Gene Ontology annotation, biological process: folic acid-containing compound biosynthetic process. Gene Ontology annotation, molecular function: tetrahydrofolylpolyglutamate synthase activity; dihydrofolate synthase activity; ATP binding. Gene Ontology annotation, cellular component: mitochondrion; cytoplasm; cytosol.
AUGGAUUUGGGCCUGGGGCGUGUCCAGGCCCUGUUGCAACGCGUUGGAUCGCCGCAAUUCAAGUUCCCAGUUAUUCAUGUGUCUGGAACGAAUGGGAAAGGUAGUACUACAGCAUACCUGGAUGCAUUUCUGACUCACGCUGUGGGUCUUCGAUCCGCGCGCUUCAACACUCCCCAUUUGGUCACUGCCCGCGACAGCUUGCGCACAAAUGGAGGUAUACCGAUCGAUGAUAAAACAUGGGAUAUUGCGGUACAGAAAACGCGUCUUGCUGAUGCACGCGACGUUCCUAUUGGUGCCACGCCUUUUGAACUACUUACAGUCCAAGCUCUUCUUGCUUGCACGCUUCUACCUAUUGCGUCUCAACCGGAUAUUCUCCUAAUAGAAGUAGGAGUAGGCGGAAGACUCGACGCCACUAAUGUAUUUCCUUCUGAAAACGUUCUUGCAAGUGUUAUAUGCUCUAUUGCUCGUGAUCAUGAGGCUAUACUCGGUAAUCGUCUCUCGAAUAUUGCACUGGAAAAAGCUGGUAUCAUCAAGCCACAGGGCCUUUGUAUCGUAUCAGAUCAAACUACAGGUUCUUUUGGAUCAAACUUGACUACAAAUUUUGAAUUACUCGAAGUUCUCGAAACUCUGCAUAGCGCAUGUCAAGCUCAACAUGCGCGUGUCGUCUAUACCCAAGUCCCAUGGGCCUCUCUAAAGCCAUGUCCCAGAAAAGAACCUUUUGGCGCAAGCGUAGAUUUGACCCUACCUCUGUCUUAUGCAUGCGAUGCAACGAAAAUUACAUACAAUCCUUCAUCUAAUGCGUCCCAGCGUCAUAUUCGCUUUUCAUUGGAAGCAACGUUGGCUCGUAUAUCCGGCGCGUCUACUGCGUUACAAACUCUUUGGAGUAUAGCCCAUGAUAUUUCAUCAGAUCAAUGGAAUGGAAUCCGGGAGCUAAUUCGUAAGCGGCUUUUUCAAGCCGACCCAUCGCUGAUUGCACAAGCAGCUGCCCAAUACCGCUGGGAAGGGCGUUGUGAAUGGAUGAAACUGGGCGAGGUACCUCUUUUAUUAGAUGGUGCUCAUAACGAAGCUUCUGCUUUUGCAUUGCGACAAUACCUUGACCACUGCCUGGCUGAAACGCCCUCUGCAGAUAUUACAUGGAUUAUGGGCUUUUCCAGCGGAAAAGAAGUCCAUGCCAUGCUACAUGCCUUGUUGUGUCCACGCAAGGGCCUGCAUCAUCGCGUUUCGCUUGUGCCAUUCUCGAUACCAGUAGAAGGUAUGCCAUGGGUAAAGCCAAUGCUACCUGAAGAAUGCAAAUCCGCAGUGCGUUCGAUGAAUAUCGAAUGUGUCACUCAUAGGAGCUUGCGAGAUGCCUUGACCUGGGCUUCUUUAUAUGACCAGCGUCCACACAUUGUUGUAAUCUGUGGCAGUCUGUAUCUUAUCAGUGAUUAUUAUAGACAAUUAUCUUUUUGA